Annulohypoxylon maeteangense is the source of this 2052-nucleotide messenger RNA. RefSeq names its product t-SNARE. Gene Ontology annotation, cellular component: plasma membrane; endomembrane system; SNARE complex. NCBI's taxonomy places the organism in Eukaryota, Fungi, Ascomycota, Sordariomycetes, Xylariales, Hypoxylaceae. The record is from RefSeq and is a predicted model, not a curated record. The transcript has 4 exons. Gene Ontology annotation, molecular function: SNAP receptor activity; SNARE binding. Bases 195 to 1304 code for a protein of 369 amino acids. Gene Ontology annotation, biological process: vesicle fusion; intracellular protein transport; exocytosis.
AAUCCCAGGGAGGCGCCAUGAGUGUAAGAAAUUCACCCCUUGAGUGUUUCAACACUCGACCAUCCAGACCAUCCAGAUCAGAGCCCCAAACUUGCAUUGAGUUUCUUUCUUAGAACUCUAAUCCUCCUUCUUAAACAUCAUUUCUUCAAUAUUUUACUUUUACUACUAGCAAUAUAGACAAAAAUACUAACAUUAUGUCGCAGUACGGGUACGGCGGACAACAAAACCCCUUCGACCAGCGGGGAGAUGCUGGAAAUGGUGGAUAUGGCGGAGGAUUGCCUUCUCGACCAAACUACGGCCCAGCAAUGGGUAGAGAUGACUAUGGGUCGAACAACGUCGAGAUGGCUUCACUUACCCAGAACCCCGGGUCCUUCGCUACCGGAAACGCGAACUCUGUCUUAAACGAGGUCUCAGAAAUCAACCGCGGGAUCGACAUGAUUGACCGAAACCUCGACCAGCUAAAAUCUCUUCAACAAAGAGCCCUCGACGAUGCCGACGCCUCUGCCACGAGUAACACUAACCGCCAACUCGACGCUGUUAGCUCUGAAACCAUGGCCCAUUAUAGGCAAUUGACCGAGCGAGUACGACAGCUCAAGAGCAACCCCGAGAGCCAGCAGAAAUUCGGUCAACAAGUUCGUCGUGUUGAUAGCAGGUUGAAGGAUGCUAUUCGAGCUUACCAAGGCGUCGAGUCCGCUUUCCGCAAGAAGACCCAAGAACAGAUGGCGCGACAAUACCGUAUCGUGCGACCCGAGGCUGACGAGGCUGAAGUUCGCGCUGCUGUAGAGGACCAAACUGGUGGCCAAGUUUUCCAACAAGCACUGAUGCAGAGUAACCGUCGUGGUCAAGCCCAAGCUGUCCUGAGCGCCGUCCAAGACCGACACGCUCAACUGAAGAAGAUCGAGCAACAGAUGAUCGAGCUUGCGCAACUCUUCCAGGAUAUGGAUACCCUCAUCAUUCAACAAGAAGCUGCUGUGACCAACAUCGAACAGAAGGGCGAAGAAAUUGUUGAAAAUAUUGAUAAGGGAAACCAGGAGGUCGGCACUGCUAUAACCACUGCCAGGUCAACAAGGAAGAAGAAGUGGAUCUGCUUGGGUAUCGUUGUCGCUAUUAUCGUCGUUAUCGUUAUCAUUGUUGUAGUAUACGUCUUGGUCACGAAAGGAACGGGAGGUGGCAACAACAACAAUAAUGCCAAACGAAACCUGUUGCAGCCCGAUGUCCGGUCGUGGUUCGAAGUCGCUGCUGUUCCUAACCUUAUUGUCGAAAGAGCUCAUGCGAGGGCCGUCGGUUGGCAACCUGGCGAGUAACAUACUGUGGAGUAUCAGCUCAAUUAAGGCUGCGAUAAACCGAUAAACCGACAGCCCUGUACUAUCUCCCUCCCGCUUAAAUCGGCAAUAUCUCUUAAAACAGAGACGACGGCGACGCCGUUAGAUCGGCACACUACAUACGCAUCCACGAACUCAAGACACGUAAUCUCCUUCGUGUUCACUUCGUAUAUCACACAUCCCAUCGCCAUUAUACAUAUUUAACUAGAGAGCCUUUGCGCGAUAAUUUGAGGCCAGACCUUCUAAGCCGUCGUUUCGGAUCCGGACUGGAUGUUGGAUUCCAUAGAAUAGACGGAUGUGGAAGGUUGGCUAAACUAACCUACUCAAAGGGGCGGAUUGUCUCUGGUAGCUUUCUGGCUACCUAGUCCCAGAAUAAAAGUCCCUUGUGUACUUCGUGUCCCAUUCGUUGGUCGGAUUGGAGAAAGGGGAGUCGACUUGCAUUUUCAGGCGUUUGGGACUUACCUAUGCAGACAUUUUAUUGAGUACAUUUUCUCUGAUCGCGUGUUGUGUGUUGCAGUGAUAUGUCUGGUGAAUUUGAAUAUGUGUGAGAGACUUGGUCGUGCAGUUGCAUAGUCUAAUAAGAUCCAGUAAUCUAGUGACUGUCGCCACGUAGUUGAGGUGUAACCGGUGUACGAACCUCUUAGGAGUCAAGCUUACUUACAUCGAUGGAAGUGAUCGUACAACUCCUGUGUCGCCCGUAAGAGGGUAAUGAAGGUGGAUUCAUGGCAUG